AUGGAUACCCAUGAAGCGAGUGCACUACCGGACGUAGCGAGCAUAGUGGUGAGAGUCUUGCUUCAAAUGCAUGCGAAGAAGACACGUGUAUUUGUAAUUGGAUGUUCAAAUCGGAUAGAGCUCGUAGACUUGGCAUUGUUACGUCCAGGAAGAUUCGAUCAUGUUCUGGAAUGUGGCAUACCAAAUGAGAAAAAUCGAAACGAAAUUCUGAAGGCUAUCCUGCGUUCGGUGAAUCAUAAUCUAAAUGCGUUUGGUGAUGAAUGGGCUGAACGUACUGCAGGCUGGACUGCCGCUGAUUUGAGAGCUUUGGUUACAAACGCUCAGUUCGAUGCACGGAUACCAGACGCAUGCCAUGCAUUGCAAGAGCUUGUUCACACCAUGCCGUUCACUGUGCAGUUUGGCGGGCAAUCGUUGCGUUAUCGUCACGCUGUCGUCUUUACAAAGUUGGAUGUACAGUCGGCCAUCAAAGUACACGUAGAAGCAUUCACAAAUCAGCAACAAGGCGAUGUACCUAUAAGGAACUUCAACAUGGAAAACGUUUUCAAUAACACUCGACCUAUGCGACAGCCACUUCAAGGAAGAAGUGGUCCUGGAGAAAAGUUCACUCUUCAGUAA
Messenger RNA from Cooperia oncophora, 615 nucleotides. The record is from the annotation of a GenBank genome assembly. Lineage: Eukaryota; Metazoa; Nematoda; Chromadorea; Rhabditida; Trichostrongylidae.